This is a messenger RNA of Schistosoma turkestanicum, 504 nucleotides long. NCBI's taxonomy places the organism in Eukaryota, Metazoa, Platyhelminthes, Trematoda, Strigeidida, Schistosomatidae. The record is from the annotation of a GenBank genome assembly.
AUGUCAAAUUCAAUAAGAGAUGAGUAUCUGAAAAAACCAGUGAUUACUGAAGUACUCUCUCCAGCAUUAUGUGCUAGUGGUUAUGGUCCUGUGGGACAUUUAUUAACAAAAUGGUUACCGAAAAGAAAUUUUUGUGAAUUAUUAAUUGGAAACAAUGAAAGCCCUGAUAUUUCGGACGAGUCUAAAUGGCAAAGACGAAAAGAAUUAUUGAAAGAACUUGCAAGAACUUCAAAUAUCUAUGCAGAAGAUAUGACACAAGAAAUGUUUAUGUUACGGUUUUCUGAAUUUGUUGAAGUACAAGAAUUGGAACCAUGUGAUCGAAGCGCUGAUAAACCAUGGAUUAGAUUAACAUCAAAAGAUAAGGCACAAAUUCGUAGGGAGUUAAAUGAUUACAAAAUGGCCGAAAUGGAUGUACAUCAAGAUAGUCGACAAUUCACUAGAGAUAUAUUUGGUUUAUAUGUCGUUACAGAGUUACAUAGUUUGAUAAAUACGAAAGAUAACUAA